This is a messenger RNA of Zychaea mexicana, 3153 nucleotides long. Its product is annotated as armadillo-type protein. Lineage: Eukaryota; Fungi; Mucoromycota; Mucoromycetes; Mucorales; Lichtheimiaceae. Gene Ontology annotation, molecular function: small GTPase binding; nuclear import signal receptor activity. The transcript is spliced from 12 exons. Gene Ontology annotation, cellular component: nucleus; cytoplasm. The record is from RefSeq and is a predicted model, not a curated record. The coding region runs from base 1 to 3153 and encodes 1050 amino acids. Gene Ontology annotation, biological process: protein import into nucleus.
AUGGAGCAAUACUUGGCAGGUCUUGACGAUUUGCUAACCAAGUUAGCCAGCGCUCAAGAUUCUGAGACGCUUCGCAAUGCUACGUCGACUUUGAAUACUCAAUAUUAUACGACCGAGAAUUGUGUACCGGGUUUAGUGGAGAUCAUUGGCCGAUCAGCUCAUUUCCAAGUGCGUCAACUCGCUGCUGUGGAGCUGCGCAAACGUAUCAACAAGUGGUGGCCCGAACUUCAAGAGGCUAGCCGAGCAUCGAUUCGAGGCCAACUCUUACAGAUUGUUUUGAACGAAGAAAAAGAACUUGUACGGCACUCAAUUGCUCGCGUGAUCUCGUCUGUGGCCCGACUCGAUGUCCCUAACGAAUCUUGGCCCGAGCUACUGACGUUCCUCAACCAAGCCUGUUCGAGUGCAAACGCUGGUCAUCGAGAGGUUGGAACGUACAUCUUGUUCACCUUGUUUGAAGUUAUUGCCGAGUUCUUCAUGAACAACAUGACUCCAUUAUACGAGUUGUUCAACAAAACCUUGGUCGAUCCUGAAAGUCUCAAAGUCAGAGUUACUACUGUUUUAAUCCUUGGCAAGUUGGCGGAAUUCAUCGAUAUGGAAGACAAAGAAAACAUUAAAGCAUUCCGCGACAUGAUUCCAGCCAUGGUUAACGUCUUGGAGGAAUGCCUGAAGAACGACGAUGAAGAAAGUGCUGGCGAAAUUUUUGAAGUGCUCGAUACGCUCCUUAUGCUGGAUACCCCGCUAUUGUCAAACCAUCUGGUCGAUCUCAUUCGAUUUUUCUUGAGCAUUGGAACAAAUCGGGAGGUGAACGAAUCUGUUCGUGUCAUGGCCCUGUCAUUCCUCAUGUGGGCUGCUGUCUACAAACAGAACAAGAUCAGAAGUCUCAAGUUGGUUGGAUUUUUGAUCGAAGGCUUGAUGCCUAUCGGUGCUGAAGAAGAUCCAGAGGAUGUUGAUGAGGAUUCCCCAUCUCGUUUGGCAUACAAGGUGCUCAACGCGCUCGCAACCAACAUGCCACCGCAGCAGGUGUUCCCCGUGAUUAUGCCUAUUGUUGUCGGCUACUUGCAGAACCAAGAUCCUGCGUUUCGCAAGGCAGGUAUGAUGGCUUUUGCUGUGAUUGUCGAAGGAUGCGCAGAUUUCAUGAGCCCCAAGUUGGAGGAGUUGCUGCCGUUGGUAUGCACAGGUCUGGGCGAUCCCGAAAUUGUUGUACGACGAGCAGCAUGCAUGGCUUUGGGUUGUCUGGCCGAAGAACUUCAAACAGAGAUCUCCAAGCAUCAUCGCGAGUUGUUGCCCUUGGUUUUCAACUUGAUGAACGACACCAACCCCGAAGUGACAAAGCAUGCUUGCAAUGCACUGGAUGCCAUCCUCGAAGGUCUUGGUCAGGAAGUUGUGCAGUAUCUCCCCUUGUUGAUGGAGAAACUCUUGUUGUUGCUCGAUAACGCUUCGCAAACCGAAACCAAGGCUACAGUGAUUGCUGCGAUCGGCAGUGCAGCACACGCAGCAGGCGAGGAUUUCGACCCUUACUUUGGCCAGGUGAUGCCUCGUAUCCGUGCCUUGAUGACCGUCAAGGAAACCCCUGAUCAGCUCUUGCUUCGUGGUGUUGCCACCGAUACAGCUGGUACGAUUGCUCAAGCCGUGGGUGCUGAAAAGUUCCGCCACUGCGCUCAAGACCUGAUGCAUUUGGCCGUCGACCAGCUUCAACUCGACUCGAACCGUCUCCGCGAAUGCUCGUAUGCCUUCUUUUCCAUUCUUGCCCGCGUCUUUGGUGAAGAGUUUGCUCCCUAUCUCCCUACAGUGAUGCCUCCAAUCCUUGCUUCUUGUAAGGCUGAAGAAAAGGAUGAUGGCAUUCUUCUUGGCGAGGUUGACCUGACGACCGGUAGCAUGGAUGGCGAGGAUGAGGAGGACGAUUUGAAUGCCUUUGGGUUCAACUCGGCACUUGCAGACGAAAAGGAGUUUGCAGCUGAUGCGCUCGGCGAGAUGUUUGAGAACACACGCUCUCACUUUUUGCCCUAUGUCGAAGCAUCCGUUCAAGAACUGUCGCAACUUUCCUUUCACAUUUUCGAUGGCGUCCGCAAGUCUGUGGUUGGAAGUUUGUUUGCAUUCCUCCGAACAUUCUAUACCAUUUCCAGUCCUGGCGAAUGGGCACCCGGUCUUCCGCUCAAGUACUCUGUGCAUGAAAAUGUGCAAAACAUGAUUGGCGUUGUCAUGCCAGCAAUCUUGACUAUGUGGAAGGACGAGGAUGACCGAACUGUUGUGGUUCAGGUUUGUCAAGAACUUGUGCAAGCACUCAAAUUGAUGGGUCCUGUUGUCGUUGCUGACAACGUGGAGGAAUUAGCCCGCAAUCUUUUGGAGAUUUUCGAGAAGCGAUCUGUUUGCCAACAAGCCUAUGAUGAUGAGGACUUUGUUGACGAGGAUGAAGAAGCUGAGUCAGAGUCUCUCCUCAUUGGUUCUGCUGCAGACCUUGUUGCCGCACUCUGUGGAGCAAUUGGUGAAGGUUUCUCUUCCUAUUUUGACAUCUUUUUGCCUCUCAUCUCCAAAUACUAUAAAAAGACCAAGACAGCUUCCGAGAGAUCGAUGGCCGUUGGCUGUUUGGGCGAAUGCAUCAGCGGUGUCAAGUCUGCAGUGACUCCUCAUACUCAACGCCUGCUCCAACUCUUCAUCAAGGGAACCAGCGACGAAGAUCAAACUGUCCGAAGUAACGCUGCAUAUGCUCUGGGUGUCUUGACUCUGUAUUCGCAACUCGACCUUUCCUCACAAUACCCUGCCAUUUUAACUGCAUUGCAUCCUUUGUUCCAAGACCAAACACUCCUCAACACGACUGACAAUGCUGCUGGUGCUGUUGCUCGGUUGAUUCUUAAGCACCCAAAUGCCGUGCCCUUAGAUCAAGUUUUACCUGUCUUUACGACAGCGUUACCUCUGAAAGCCGAUUAUGAAGAAAACGAGCCAGUGUUUGAGUGCUUGUUUAACUUGUUCCAAUCCAACAAUGCUUUUGUUUUGAGCCAUCUUGCCGAAUUCCUCCAAGUGUUCACACAUGUGCUUUCCGACGAAGAGCAGAUCAAGGAAGCAACGCGUGCCCACUUGAUCGAACUGAUUCGCGCCAUCAACGCCCAGUCACCAAAUCUGAACAUUGCAUCUUCUGAACUCGCCCGUUUCUUAUAG